AGGCAGGUAUGUCCGUAGACCAAACGAUAAACGAACUUAGCGGCACAUUAGCACAACUCAGCACAUUAGUUGCACAUAUUAACGGACAAAUAAAUGGUAUUACGAGUAGGAUUAAUCUCACAUUGGAUAAUUUCGAUCAGGCUGUGGCGAAUAUAGCAAAAGAUGCUGGUUCGGUCACGUAUCAAGUUGGAGACUCCGUAUCACAGGUACCAAACUCUUGGGUUUUCUACCUGUUGUUCAUCACUCUAAUCGUUGUCUUCAUACUACUAUCAGUUGUACUGAUAUUGAAUCUGAUAACGAAAGUCCAUGCAAUCGUACGGAUAGUGAAAAGCAAAGAUGGAACGGACGGUGCGUUGAUUUCAAUGAGGGAUGACCAACGAUACGACAAAAAUACCCACAUGGGGAUUACUCCUUACACACCUUAUAGUCAAAAUUCUCACUACACACCUCCCGUAACCACAAUUCGGAAUCAAGUGUCCAUUCCAAUGGAGCACGAACCGCGACGAGUUGGGCUGCCUAUGCGACGAGAUUCUGCUGAUGUCGAGCAGCCCAGAAUCUAUCAGCGAAGAAUAGAUGAAACAACUAUGAAAUACAGUCCUGACUCAACUUCGCCCUAUACAAGAAGUCUGGAAGUUUAGCAAACAUAUGAUUGGUUGCUUCAGCAGCGUAUGCGAUGCCUGAGUUUGUGCCAAAUAUGAGUUUGUAAUUCAAAAUAGGGGAUUUUAACGGAAUAUUGUAUCUCAGACUUGUUGUAAUCCGACCUGCCAUCUUCUACAAAACAUGAGCUUUCAUAUUUUGCUAUAGUAUUGUGAUAACGCUUUAACUGCCGUUGCGUACUACUGAAGCUUCUCUAGUCAACACUUAUAGUCCAUAUUCCAUAACCUCCAACCAUUGUUUUACGCUGCAAGUAGAUCCAUUGAUCUAACGUGCAUGCGUCUCGCAUUAACUACUAUGCUUCUUUGAUAUCAAAAUUUCUAUUCAACAAACUUUCAAAGCUCACUUCGUUACCGGUGAUGAGUGUUGCACUUAUGAAUUGAUCAUUGUUGUGCAUUAUUAUGUUUUCACUUCUGUAAGUGCCGAUUACCGCGUUUGUGAUCUCAGAUGAUGUAUAUUAUAGAUAAAGC
This is a messenger RNA of Cylicocyclus nassatus, 1124 nucleotides long. The record is from the annotation of a GenBank genome assembly. Lineage: Eukaryota; Metazoa; Nematoda; Chromadorea; Rhabditida; Strongylidae.